Molecule: messenger RNA, 189 nt
Organism: Exophiala aquamarina CBS 119918
Lineage: Eukaryota; Fungi; Ascomycota; Eurotiomycetes; Chaetothyriales; Herpotrichiellaceae
Exons: 2
Coding region: 1-189 (62 amino acids)
Cellular component (GO): mitochondrial inner membrane
Source: RefSeq, a predicted model, not a curated record
AUGGCCGGAGGCACUCAUGGCAAGCCCAUAUGGAAGGGCAACCACCCCGUUAAACAGAUCAACCCUCAACGACCACUAUAUCGCUUCGCCGCAACCGGCCUUGGAGCUGCCAUGUGGUUCUUUUUAUUCUACAGAGCAAAGCAGGAUGGCGCGGCGCUGCUCGGGUUGAAACACCCGUGGGAUCAUUAA